AUGCUAUCAUACCAAAAGACUGUGUUACCCACUCCAGAGAUCUACCCAGCACAUCACCAGGAUAAGGCGAAUUCCAUCAAUCCAUCCGACGGCUUUCACCUACUGGUGAGAGCGCUGUCAGAUGUUCUCGGCCCGUCAUCCGGCAUUGACUCUGCUGAUGUAGAUGAAAAUGACCUCAUUCGUUUGAUGCAGGAGUAUACCUCGGAGGAAGCACAUUGGCAUCAGUACGCCUUUGCCGAUCCAUCUCGGAACUAUACCAGAAAUUUGGUCGAUGAGGGCAACGGGAAGUCGAAUUUGCUCAUUGUGGUAUGGAAUCCUGGACGAUGUAGCCCUAUUCACGACCAUGCAGAUGCACACUGUGUGAUGAAGCUUUUGAAGGGCUCCCUCAAGGAGGUUCUCUACGACAAGCCCCAUUGCAGCACCGACCCGACCGAAUCCUCUGGCACAGUGACUCCCCCACGUAUAGUCAAAGAGGCCACUUUCUCCGAGAAUGAGGUCACCUACAUCUCUGAUAGCAUUGGUCUGCACAAGAUAUGCAAUACAUCCGAUACCGAACCUGCAGUCUCCCUCCACCUCUACACCCCGCCCCAUGCAGCCAACUUCGGUUUCAACUUGUUCGAUGAGAGUACAGGCAAACAGACACACGUUAAACAGGCGGGAUUUUACUCGGAUCGUGGAACUUUGGUAGAGAAGUCCAAGUUUGGCGCUUUUUGA
Messenger RNA from Exophiala aquamarina CBS 119918, 714 nucleotides. RefSeq names its product cysteine dioxygenase. Gene Ontology annotation, biological process: L-cysteine catabolic process. NCBI's taxonomy places the organism in Eukaryota, Fungi, Ascomycota, Eurotiomycetes, Chaetothyriales, Herpotrichiellaceae. Gene Ontology annotation, molecular function: ferrous iron binding; cysteine dioxygenase activity. Bases 1 to 714 code for a protein of 237 amino acids. The transcript has a single exon. The record is from RefSeq and is a predicted model, not a curated record.